ACAGCCCUGGCCCAGGACAGCCCCGCCUCUGGAAAGCCCCGCUGCGCCUCGGCAGCUGCAGUCUACCCCGACUCGGGCGAAGAAGUCAGCUGGUAGAACCAUGGCACCAACUCCUGAUGCUGCUUUCGAGACCCUCAUGAAAGGAGUGACCAGCUGGGAUAUCCCCAAAGGCCCCAUCCCCAGUAAGCUCCUUCUUAUUGGAGAGGCCGCCUUCCCAGUGAUGGUGAAUGACAGGGGCCAUGUUCUCAUCGCUGCCUCCUCCUAUGGCCAAGGCCGCCUCGUGGUCAUGUCCCAUGAAGGCUACCUGUUACAUGCGGGCUUGGCUCCAUUUCUCCUCAAUGCAGUGGGCUGGCUCCGUUCCUCCCCUGGGGCUCCUAUUGUAGUGCACCCCUCCCUGGGUUCACUAGUAAACCUCCUGAAGGGCUCUGGGGUUGAGGCCCAGAUUGAGCCAGAGCCUAGAGAGGCCCUGGGUGUUUACUGCACCAGUGCCUACAGUAAUGGCUUGACCGCGAGGCUGGUCCAGUUUGUGAAACAGGGAGGGGGCUUGCUGAUCGGGGGCCAGGCCUGGCAUUGGGCCAGUCAGCAUGGCCGUGACAAGGUGCUGUCCAGCUUCCCCGGGAACCAGGUGACUAGCAUGGCUGGAGUGUACUUCACUGACAUCCAUGGGGACAGAAGCCACUUCAAGGUCUCCAAGAAGGUGCCCAAGAUCCCGCUGCAUGUCGUAGAGCUGUUUUAUACUGGGCAGCUCAGGACCCAGUUUUAUGAGCUAGAGACCAGCCGUGGAGCCACAGGCACUGUGCAAGUCCUACAAGGUGAGCACUACUACUGUCCUCACUUUUCAGAGAAGAAAACAAGAGAUAUGGAGCUGAUAAGUAAUGAGCUCAUUCCAGCUCUGGAAGUUGGCACCUGGACUCUUGGCACCAGCCUGCUCUGCAGUGUCUCUGUCAUGGCCUGCAACUCUACUUGCUCUGAACUCUGUGCCCUCGUGAAGUGUGGCAAGUGUCCUAUUGGAGAGGCCGCCUUCCCAGUGAUGGUGAAUGACAGGGGCCAGGUUCUCAUCGCUGCCUCCUCCUAUGGCCAAGGCCGCCUCGUGAUCAUGUCUCCUAAGGUCUACCUGUUACAUGCGGGCUUGGCUCCAUGUCUCCUCAAUGCAGUGGGCUGGCUCCGUUCCUCCCCUGGGGCUCCUAUUGGAGUGCACCCCUCCCUGGGUUCACUAGUAAACCUCCUGAAGGGCUCCAGGGUUGAGGCCCAGAUUGAGCCCUUACAACUGUCCUACGAUUCAAAUCCCAAGAAGCUGAUAUUGAGUUCUUCCUCAUUUAGUACCGCUGUGGCAGAACUUCUGACCAGUGGCAAUAAUGUCUUUUGUUGUUCCUUACUCACCAGCAUGUGUGUCUAAAAGGUGGAGAAAUUUGUGGCAGAUGGGGAAGACUGCAGAUGGGCAUGCAGGUCUGGGGAACUUGGGGAGCCAUUCAUCCAGCUCUUUAUUGAUUCCCAGACCCUCUCUGACCUCUCCAAAGACAAGGCUGGCAAGAUAAAUCCAUGGGUGAAGAAGUUCUCUGAAACGGUGCAGAAGAAUCUGGUUCCUUUCUUUGAGGUUUGGGACUGGCCUGUCCAAAGGGAAGUGGCCAAUAUCUUCCUGCCUCGUUGGCAGGAAAACCCCAUGAAACCAUACAUAUUUGAAAAUGAAAAAUGA
Molecule: messenger RNA, 1693 nt
Organism: Marmota monax (woodchuck)
Lineage: Eukaryota; Metazoa; Chordata; Mammalia; Rodentia; Sciuridae
Product: TRPM8 channel-associated factor 2-like
Biological process (GO): negative regulation of anion channel activity
Source: RefSeq, a predicted model, not a curated record